AUUAAUCAGUACGUAAUCAGCAUCUCGCACGAUGAGACAUCUCCUGUGUGUGGUGAUUGUGUUCCUUGCUGUAAGUGCAAACCAUGUUUGCCGAAGUGCUAGAUUCCAGAAAUUUUCUAUUCCCGACGUGGAAUUUGAGUUCCUAAAACCGCGUGGCUUCCGAGCCAGCAUUCCCGGCGUUCCCGGAAUACAGCUGUUCGCGUUUCAUGCUCGCAUCGACAAGCCGUUCCAGCAGUUCGAGGAAGGCGAUUAUGCGGACGACGUAACCGAGCCAUCGCCGGAUGGUCGUUGGGCUUACGAGACUACGAAGGCCACCGUAUCCGAUGACCAAACCAUCCACUACUGGGUGUACGUGCAGCACGAGGAUCAGUCCUACUGGUUGGCCAAUCAAAAGCAGAAGAAGAGAGCGGCUUUGAAAACUACCACGACUACGACAACGACGACGACGACUACCGUUAAGCCGAAAACAAAUAAAGCGACUAAAUCGUCCGAGAAAAGCACUACAACCACUCAGGAGCCAUGUAUCCCGACGGUUACCACCGUCAAUGGGAAGCCCAGUUGUGGCGGGCGAAUGAUUUUUGAGGAUACUUUCCAAUCGUUGGAUUUACAGAAAUGGCAAAGGGAGGUGAGGAUUCCCUUGGACACGGAGUCGGCCGAGUUUGUGUCCUAUCAGGAAUCGCCGGAAAACAGCUACGUCGCCGGAGGGCAUCUUUUCAUCGUACCGUCGCUGCUCAACAUGAACCCGGAUUUCAACGAGGAACGUAUCCGCACCGGGGAGCUGAACCUUUCCGGCUGCAAAUCGCCCACCAACAACGAGUACGAGUGUCGCCGGAGGGCCGCCCUUUCCACCAUCCUGCCGCCGGUGGUUUCCGCCAAGCUCAACACCAAAAACAGUUUUCGCUUCCGAUACGGUCGGGUGGAGAUUCGCGCCAAGCUGCCCAAGGGGGAUUGGAUUUUUCCACAGUUACUGCUCCAGCCGGCAGAAAAUUACUACGGCUAUGCGGAUCUGGCCUCGGGCAUGCUGCUGGUGGCCCACGUCCUUUCCAACGAGCAACUGAUUACGCGGGAAGGCAUCCGAGCUGAUGGACAUCGGUUGCGGGGUGGUGCCAUUUUAACGACCAAAGCCCAGCUCCGGGAAGCAUUUCUGAAAGCGAACACUUUGGAUGAGCAUUUCAGCGAUAACUUUCAUACGUUUGGGUUGGUUUGGAAGCCGGAUAGCAUCGCUCUGACCGUGGAUGGAUUCCAGUAUGGCACCCUGAGGGAGCGAUUCAAGUCGUACGGCGUGACCAACAAUUUGACCCAGGCGAAUUUGUGGAAUCCGGACAAUGCCAUGUCGCCGUUUGAUCAAGAGUUUUACCUCUCGCUUGGAGUGGGAGUUGGGGGCGUCACGGAUUUCCCCGAUUUCAGCAUGACGGGCCCGUUGCGGCAGCCGAAGCCGUGGAACAACACCAGCCCCAAGGCGGAGUACUUUUUCUACCAGAAUAGAAACGUGUGGUUCCGGACGUGGACCGAACCGGAGCUGAAGGUGGACUACGUGAGAGUAUAUGCAUUGUGAGAAUAGAAAGGACCACUUUUUGAUGUGAACCUGCCAAUUAUUUCCGAAAGAAACUCUCCGGCCGGCAGCGACGCAAUAGCAUACUUUUUGAAUAUUUUACCAUUUUGCUAAUCAGGUCGUUCGUUAAUCCACGGCAAUGAACAAACAAGGUGCUAUGAAGUUGGUA
This is a messenger RNA of Aedes albopictus (Asian tiger mosquito), 1721 nucleotides long. RefSeq names its product beta-1,3-glucan-binding protein (gene GNBP1). Lineage: Eukaryota; Metazoa; Arthropoda; Insecta; Diptera; Culicidae. The record is from RefSeq and is a predicted model, not a curated record. Bases 32 to 1555 code for a protein of 507 amino acids. Gene Ontology annotation, molecular function: carbohydrate binding; hydrolase activity, hydrolyzing O-glycosyl compounds. Gene Ontology annotation, biological process: carbohydrate metabolic process. The transcript is spliced from 6 exons.